Messenger RNA from Portunus trituberculatus (swimming crab), 4266 nucleotides. Its product is annotated as zinc finger protein 628-like. The coding region runs from base 228 to 3188 and encodes 986 amino acids. The transcript has 7 exons. The record is from RefSeq and is a predicted model, not a curated record. Gene Ontology annotation, biological process: regulation of transcription by RNA polymerase II. Gene Ontology annotation, molecular function: RNA polymerase II cis-regulatory region sequence-specific DNA binding; DNA-binding transcription factor activity. Lineage: Eukaryota; Metazoa; Arthropoda; Malacostraca; Decapoda; Portunidae.
GUGGUGACUAGAGGGCCACCGUCUUGGGCUUCAGUGCCAAAGGAAAUCGCUGCGCAGUGCCACCUCGUAUCGCGCUGUGAUGGGAUUUAUUAUUUUUUACUAAUAUCCAGUGUUCUUCCGAGGGAGUUGACCACUACUCUCCUCCUCGAAGACGGGCGCAGGAAGAGGAAGGGGGCUGUUUGCCCCAACACUUUAUUUGAAGAAGGAACUAUCCCAGUAACUGAAGGAUGGGAUACUUGGCCUGCCCAGUGUGUGAGCGCGAGUCGCUUGCCAACGUGAGCGACUUGCAGCUCCGAGUUGCUACGGCUCUCACCCGCCCCUUGACGUGCCCCAUCUGCAGUGCCUCCGUCAGCGGUCUGCAGGCGUUCCAUCACCACCUAGGAGCUCAUCUGCACCCUCAGCACAAUGCUUGUUCAAGUCCUGGCACGCCUCCCGUGGCUCCUGGAACCAUUUACCCACCCGUCAGUUCUCCAGAGAAUAUUCCAAAUUUAGAAAAUUUAGACAUAAGUGACGGUGGAGGGUGUGGCUCCAGUCCGGCCAGACUUCAGAGCGAGGCGGCGGGGGAAAAGCCUUCCUCUACAGACUGUAGUGUUAGUCAAGCCCAUAACUGUGACCUUUGUGGCCUUGUGUUUUCCUCAGAACACUUUCUUAAAAUUCACAAAGAUAUUAUUCACUCUAAGAAAUGCUGCUUUGACGUUACAUGUAAACUGUGCAGAAAAAAAUUCAAGGACUUUGAAACGUACCGUAAUCACGUGCGGGAGGAACACAGUGAGAGAAGAUACAUGUGUGAACAUUGUCCCAAAACGUUCAAGAUGAAAGGAAGCCUACUGGUCCACACUCGCAUGUUUCACGACCCAUCGUCACCCGGCACCUGCCACGUGUGCAACAAGACCUUCACCACCAGGGCCAGGAGAGAACUGCACGAGAAGCGUUACCACAGCCACCAUACAGAACAUCUAAACCAUGGCAAAGCAUCUCCUCAUUCUACAUUAAAUAAAUCUCCGAAAACUAAAACUUCUAGUCUUGGAGACGCCAAAAAUUGGCUAGAAACACUCAUGAAUGAGAACAAGACUGCAGGAGAGGAAGCUGUCUCACCGAGUGAGGCAGCUGCACACCAGCACCACCAUGUGCCCCACCAGUCCCCGCCGCCGCCGCCGUCACCGGUGUCGCCUUACACUUCUCACCCCACGAAGCAGCAGCAGCACCAGCAGCAACACCAGCAGCACCAUCAUCACCAGCACCAGCAGCAGCCAGACAUUAGUAUGAUUCCUGAAAACCAUUCUGGACAACAUUUCAUAAGUCAGCAAUCGAACCCAAGCCCUCAACAAAGGACGGAACAAGGUGAGGUGAAGGAGUAUCACUAUCAUCAUCAGCAGCAGUUGCGUCACAUUCAACAGGCUACCUUCGAGACUCAUAUUCACCCUGCCAAGCUGUCAGCAAAGGAGCCUGAGGGUCAGCACGCGUGGGGGCAAGAGGUACAGGUGCAAUCAUAUGUUACUUUGCAAGAGAAAGGUUUGCCUCAGCAGAAAUCUCAGUCUGACUUUUAUUUUGCCCCAUACAAAACCAACAUUGUAUUUCCAUGCCAGAUGCUGCAGCAGAAUCUCGGUCGCUCACGCAUCAUCGAAUAUAGCGAAAUGAAGGAAGAAAAGAAAGUUCCCAUCCCUCCAUACAGCGCAGCGUCAGAGAACACUUCGUCAAAUCGCGUGGUAGGGAACAGCCACACUCAGAGCAGUCCUGUGGCUGUUGUGUCGCCUCAGCCUCACAAAGCUGAAACCCCACCAACAGACAACAUGGACGUAGUGCAACCCCAUACUGAAACUAGAAGGACCAGUUUACCUCAUACAGUCCAAGCUAAUUUCAACAAGUUGCAGAGUCCUCCUCAGAAUGAGACCACGACUCGACAGACCUCCACCAGCUACGCCAGUGAAUUACCGGUGAAUACCCCAGGAGGAACCAGUGCAGGUGGAAGCGUUAAUAGUGCCAAUUUGAGCCUAGUUUAUCAAAAUAUCAUGCCCAAUCUGACUCCGCAAACAAUCAUCGACCACAAAUCAGGGAUACGUGUGCCUCCUCAGCUGAUGCCUGCCAACCUCUGCCAGACGGACAAGAAAGGCCAGACGGUCGACAGUAGCGUUCAAGUGACGGAGACGCAGAAGGGAGUUUCCACGUGUGAAGUCCGACCCUUAGUAACUGAAGGACAACAGGAGAGAACUAGGCCCAAUCCCGCGCCACCACCCGUCACCAAGAAAGAUGGGAGAGGGUCGGAGAGCAACAAGCAGUGGGAAUGUGACGUCUGUAAAAAGUCCUUCACCACGAAAUACUUUCUCAAAAAACAUAAACGACUUCACACAGGAGAGACGCCGUACGCGUGUGCAGAGUGUGGCAAGACCUUCACCUUCCAGCAGAGCUACCACAAGCACGUGCUCUACCACUCCGACGACAAGCCGCACCGCUGCUCCUACUGUGGCCGAUCCUUUAAGGAGAUGUCGACCCUGCACAACCACGUCCGCAUCCACACCGGCGAGAAGCCCUUCGUGUGCGAGACCUGCGGGAAGGCGUUCCGUCAACGUGUGUCUUACUUGGUUCAUCAGAGGAUCCACACCGGGGUGAUGCCGUACACCUGUGAGGUCUGCCACAGGUCCUUCCGGUACAAGGUCAGUCUUCGCUCCCACAAAUGUGAACCAAGUGUCGCCUCUUCAUCUGGAGCCGCCAAAGACACCGUGGACGCCGCGCACACCACCCCGCCCACUUCUGCCCCACCUCCCCCGCCUGUCCCACCUGCACCGCCUACCCAGCCUACACCAGUCACGCCCACGCACACCUCGCUUCCCGCCCCCACUCCACCCACGGUGGAGAUGGUUCCCGCCGGGUGUGUGGGCGGCCUGCAGGACCCGAGCCACGGCAGCCCCAGGUGUCGCCCUCCACUAGAGACCAUUGACGCAGCGGCCAUCUCCUGCGAGGGAACAACUCCCCACGAAGAGAAACGCGCCCCUCAUCGGUCUCGUGGUGGGCGGGGCGGUGGCGGCGCUCAGGAUCCCCUCUCCAUGGCCUUCCUGCACGCCCUUGUGGAUCCGCAGCCUGGACGCCCCCAGCCUCAACAGGACCCAUCCCUCCCAUUCCCGAGCCUCUCACCUGGAGCCAUCGACGCUGACAUGGACCACGACAGCUUCCUUACCAAUCUCCUCAUGUGAUGCAUCUCUGAGCCACUUUGAGCCUAUCCCAGUACUUAUAUUUUCAUUAUUCCAACAGUGUAGGUAAAUAGUAAUGCACGAUAGUAUUUCCUUAAGAUUAAGCUAAACAUAGAUAUAGUUACCAUGCUGAUCUCCAGACCUUCUACCUUCACUUCAUCCUCACUCCUACAUUUCUCGUAUUCAAGAUUACAGAAGGAUUGUUUGAGAGUUCCUUCAUAUACUUAACACCUUCAGAACCAUGCCGCUUUUCCUAUUCAUUCUGAUUACUAUUUGGUGAGUUUAUACACCUUCAGAAACUUAUGUGGGGUUUAGAAUAGCAAAGACUCUGACCUUUAAUCCAUAGACCCUUCUUAAUGCAAAUGAAAUUGAACUCAGUACUGAAGGGGUUAAAGUGUUGUCCAGGUUUUCACUGGUACCACGUCUUUAAAUCUUGCAUUCUGGUGUGAAAACUAGUUCAGAUAGUGUGCAUUCCCUCUUGAUUUAGGUCUCCACACAUUAUAUAGAAGUAGUAUAACUUCAUUUUCUUUGUACUUUUAUCUCUUACAAUAUCAAAAAAAAAAAAAAUCAUAAAGGAGUGCCGGGAGAGUGAUACAGUGCUGACCUGACCAUUGUUUUGUCAGGUAGCAGCGUGAAAUAUGCAUGUACUGAAUAGAAGUAGUGACGAGGAGCUAGUUAUAGUAUCUCCUAAGAGUGAACCUGCAUGGACCGUUGUUAGUUGAGUCAUUUCCCACAGUACACUAGUUCGACGUUGUGUUUGCCGUAUUUUGUUAUACUGAUUCAGAUUCUGAUAGAGCUAUUGAUACAGUAUGUGGAUAUUUAUUUUUCUAGCAUGCAUGUGUAUACACUAUUGCUACGUAUGACAGACUAUGUGCAUAUAGUUGUGUGUGUGUGUGUGUGUGUGUGUGUGUGUGUGUGUGUGUGUGUGUGUGUGUGUGUGUGAGAGAGAGAGAGAGAGAGAGAGUGUACGUGUGUGUGUGUGUGUGUGUGUGUGUGUGUGUGUGUGUGUGUGUGUGUGUGUGUGUGUGUGUGCGCGCGCUCAAUCAACAGCAUGAAAUAAGACGUUGAAAUUAUUAGAAGU